Molecule: messenger RNA, 1678 nt
Organism: Telopea speciosissima
Lineage: Eukaryota; Viridiplantae; Streptophyta; Magnoliopsida; Proteales; Proteaceae
Product: 1-aminocyclopropane-1-carboxylate synthase-like
Exons: 4
Coding region: 99-1562 (487 amino acids)
Biological process (GO): amino acid metabolic process; biosynthetic process
Molecular function (GO): pyridoxal phosphate binding; transaminase activity
Source: RefSeq, a predicted model, not a curated record
UGCCCAGUACUUUCUGCUUCUGCUACUCAAACCCCUCUCUCUCUCUCUCUCUCUCUCUCUCUCUCUCUCUCUCUCUAGCUACCUCUGUAUUACAUUGCAUGAUGGGAUUCACUUCCACAACGAGUGAGCAACAGAAGCAGCAGCUAUUAUCUAAGAUAGCAACAAAUCAUGGACACGGCGAAGAUUCUUCAUAUUUUGAUGGAUGGAAAGCCUACGACAACAAUCCUUAUCAUGCAACCCAGAAUCCAAAUGGAGUCAUUCAGAUGGGUCUUGCAGAAAAUCAGCUUUGCUUCGACUUGAUCCAAGAUUGGAUUAGAAGAAAUCCAAAAGCAUCUAUCUGCACCACAGAGGGAGUCAAAGAAUUCAGGGAUAUUGCCAACUUUCAGGACUACCAUGGCUUGCCAGCAUUUAGAGAGGCUGUGGCGAAAUUUAUGGGGAAAGUGAGAGGAGUCACAUUCGAUCCAAAUCGGAUAGUUAUGGGUGGUGGAUCCACCGGAGCUAACGAGAUGAUCACCUUUUGUUUGGCCGACCCUGGUGAUGCCUUCCUGGUCCCCUCACCUUAUUACCCAGCGUUCGAUCGAGAUUUGAGAUGGAGAACAGGAGUGAAACUGCUUCCGGUCGUCUGUGAGAGCUCUAAUGAUUUCAAGAUCACCAAAGCUGCCUUGGAAGUAGCAUAUGAGAAAGCCCAAGAAGCCAACAUCAACGUAAAGGGCCUCUUGAUCACCAAUCCAUCUAACCCUUUGGGGACAAUUUUGGACAGAGAGACUCUGCAUACUAUAGCAAGCUUCAUCAACGACAAGAACAUCCACCUAGUCUGCGAUGAGAUAUAUGCAGCCACUGUCUUUAGCCAACCCAAAUUCAUAAGCAUCGCUGAGAUAUUAGAGGAAGACGAUACCUUGAACAGAGAUCUCGUACAUAUUGUGUAUAGUCUCUCAAAGGAUAUGGGGUUUCCAGGCUUCAGGGUCGGCAUAGUUUAUUCAUACAAUGAUGAGGUCGUGAACUGUGCUCGCAAGAUGUCUAGCUUUGGACUAGUUUCCACACAGACCCAGCAUCUAAUAGCAUCUAUGUUAGCAGAUGAUGUGUUUGUAGAAAGGUUCGUCGCUGAGAGUUCAAAUAGGCUAUCAGCAAGGUAUAAGAUCAUCACAAGGGAGCUUGGUAAAGUAGGUAUUGGAUGCUUAAAGAGCAAUGCUGGUCUAUUUUGUUGGAUGGACUUAAGGAAACUCCUCAAAGAACCAACACUAGAAGCAGAGAUGGAGUUAUGGCAUGUCAUAGUAAAUGAUGUUAAGCUCAAUGUUUCACCAGGUUCUUCUUUUCAUUGCUCGGAGCCUGGUUGGUUCAGGGUGUGUUUUGCAAACAUGGAUGAUGAGACCACAAGAGUAGCUCUUAAGAGAAUUCAGGAUUUUGUGGGGAAGUCUAGAGAAUCUGUCUCUGCAGUAAUUAGGCAUAAACGUUUCAAGAGCAAUCUUCGAUUAAGCUUCUCAUCAACUCGAAGGAUCGAAGAGACUCUCAUGUCGCCAAGCAUCUUAUCACCACACUCGCCUCUUGUCAGUGCCAGGACUUGAGUGUAUAUGUAGAAGGAACGUUAACAUAUUCUUUCAUUUUGGAAAUAACUUGUUUCCAUAUGUUCAUGAAGGACUCCCAAUAUUAAUUUUCCUGCCAAUCAGUUUAUAUGAUCGGG